Didymodactylos carnosus is the source of this 545-nucleotide messenger RNA. NCBI's taxonomy places the organism in Eukaryota, Metazoa, Rotifera, Eurotatoria, Philodinida, Philodinidae. The record is from the annotation of a GenBank genome assembly.
UAGUAACACGAGAAAUGUUUAUAAAAAAUGAAAAUAUUACACCAAGUAUUAUUACAGAUAUUCGUCAAGAUCUAGCUAAUAACGGACGCUUAGGAUAUAUAUUUGUUGCGCUUGAUCUUCAAUCAUUUAUUUUACAUCAUUCACCAUCGCUAUUUGUAGAAAUAUCAUCGUAUGUUUCACAAUUUGAACAAAAUGAAUCGCUCGAUAAACGUUCAAAUAGUAAUAUUUCAUCGUAUGCUGAUAGUAGAGCUCCAAAAGCUUUUGCUAAUGUUUUCGAAGCGAUUGUUGGUGCCAUAUUUUUUGAUUCUGGAAAUUCUUUACAAAUUGUAUGGAAUGUAUUUGAACCAUUUUCAGAAAUUAUAUUAGUACAAAUUGAAUUGAAUUGUGGACAUAGUGUUGAAAAUCAAGAUGAACAAAAUGGUUCUGUGUGUAUUGUUGAAUUUCUUAAUGGUAAGAAAUAUGAAGGUACUGGAAAAAAUAAAAAACUAGCAAAAUUUGAUGCGUGUCGAAAAGCAGUAAUGGAAAUGUCAAACGAACAACAAUAA